Cadophora gregata is the source of this 285-nucleotide messenger RNA. RefSeq lists its product as uncharacterized. The transcript is spliced from 2 exons. NCBI's taxonomy places the organism in Eukaryota, Fungi, Ascomycota, Leotiomycetes, Helotiales, Ploettnerulaceae. The record is from RefSeq and is a predicted model, not a curated record. Bases 1 to 285 code for a protein of 94 amino acids.
AUGCCCACAACAAUCGCAGAACGACAAACACUUACCGAUGGAUUCGUUCAGGUGCGAGCGGCUCAGAGCAUCCGCAUGGCAUGUUUCGGACACAGGAUUGGAAUGGCUGGUGAGCCUGGACAACAAUCACCAGCCGUUCAAGACGCGUUCAACAUAUUGAGCCCUCAGGGUUUGUUCUUCGCAACGCCGACUUGCUCACGACUCCUCGCCGUACCACCUUCCCAAGUCGAAUAUCAUGGCAUCUCAAGUCUGCCAGCAUUGCAUCCUCUCGCAGCCUUCGCAUAG